Messenger RNA from Planococcus citri (citrus mealybug), 1133 nucleotides. RefSeq lists its product as uncharacterized. The record is from RefSeq and is a predicted model, not a curated record. The coding region runs from base 242 to 616 and encodes 124 amino acids. NCBI's taxonomy places the organism in Eukaryota, Metazoa, Arthropoda, Insecta, Hemiptera, Pseudococcidae. The transcript is spliced from 3 exons.
AGACAGAAACACUCGAAGAACCGGAGCGCUGUCGGUUAGAGAAUUAAAUUUUCAUAUGAAAAAGAAACGAACUGGUUAAUAGCGGUUAACACGUUACAACCGUUAUACUUGGUUUAUAGCCGAUCAAAGUAUUAAGGCGAUUCUUAUAGCCAGUGAUUAAUAAUUCGGCUUCUUCAUCAACACCCGCGUGUGUCCGGUGCCUUGAUUUUGCUCCUUUUUAAUAACCAUUUAGGUAUCGAAAAUGCCGCGAUUUUCAAAAUUAUCGCUCGGGUUUGCGUUAUGUGUAGUUUUAUGUGUAUCUUUUAUCGAUGUACGUGGAAGUCCUGUAGUUGAAAAUACAAACGAUGGAGACGAUGCGGAAGACGACAAAUUAUCGCCAGAAUUGGAAGAAUUGUUGAUGAAAAAAAAGCGAAGAUUCGAUUGCCCUUUGUGCGAUUCAUCGGUUUAUAGUUAUUGCAGCGAUAAGCUUUUACACGAUGCAUGUUGCUGUCUGAGUCCAUAUGAAACACAUCUUCCUCUGCAAUGCAAAUUUGCCGAUUGCUCGUUCCUGCACGCGAACUCUUGCAAAGAGCACAGAUUAAUAACAGCGUGCUGCUGUAACCAAUUGGCUAACUGACAGCGCGAAAGAAAAGCCUUCAUCCGAAGAAAAGCGACGAGUUGAAUUGGCUGAUGGGAUUUGAGCUACAUUAAUUAGCAUUUAUCCUUAAGUUAAGUAAUAUAAUGUGUUCAGUGGAAUUCAUAAUGAGCGAAGUGAUUUUUUUUCUUACUUGGAAUAGUUCGAGAUAAUGCACUAAGAUGAAAGUGUCGGAAUUUUUUUCUUAAUCUUUCUGAUUUUUUGCUAAUUCCGCGGAUAUUUAGACCAAAAAUAAAAACAAUUUUAUUAUUAUACAAAUAGGUUUCAUCGCACAUGCAAUAAUGGGCUAAUACCUACUUAUUUGAAACGAAUUAUGCCAAUUUUUGUGUAUUUAUGCAUAGGUACAAUCUUUUAAUUAUAUUUUCGCAUUUAUAAUUUGUGUACUUCAAAAUACGUAAUAUUGUUGUACAAACCUAUACCUAAUCAAUAAAUACAAAUUAUUUUAUUAUUUGUAUAAUUGCACCAAUUUUUAAAUAAAUUUUUCUUGUUUUAUUUUUAA